CACCGUAUGAAAUUUCGUUGCUUCGUCUUUGUGGUUGGGCUUCUUGACAGACCGUCAUCGUCAAUGGCUACCGCAUGCAAUGUUUAUGGAAUCUUCGGUGUUCGUACAAGAUUAAUGAUGGAAUUACGGAUGUGAAUUAGUUUCCUUUUCCGCGAGUAGACGGCAAUCAUUUUUCAAGAUCGCAGAUUCACUAUCUAGUAGUGCAGUCUGAGGUUUUCAUGGCAGACGAAGAUGGUUCAGAGACCGAGUGUCUGCAAGACAUAUUCACAGAUCCUUGGAGACCUCCUACCCCUGAGGCAACCUUUGCUCGAUAUGUCCGCUACAGAGACGAGAAUGACUCGAAGGAUUCUUCGUCAGAAGAAGUUGCGGUUAGGCUAGUCGGGUCACAUCCCCUUUGGGGACAUUAUCUGUGGAAUGCAUCCGUCGCAGUGGCUGAAUACCUCGAAUCACACCGUGACCUGGUUCGAGGCAGGUUCGUUUUGGAACUUGGUGCGGGAGGUGGUCUCCCUGGCAUCGUAUCCGCUCAGAUCGGCGCGAAGAAGGUGGUCCUGACUGAUUAUCCCGAUCAAGAACUCAUCGAUAACUUGACAUACAACGUAGACCAUAAUGUUUCCCCGGCGGACAGGACGAACAUCGACAUACAGGGAUACAUCUGGGGGCACAAGGUACAGGGUCUCCUUGCCGCGUUGCCAUCCACUCGUGAUGGUUGGAGAGCAUUCGACCUCAUCAUUCUCUCCGAUCUCGUCUUUAACCACUCCCAGCAUGACGCUCUCCUCAGAACCUGUGAACUUUCCUUGACCCCUCUCUCUGGCCAGCCCUGUGAACCUCCUUCGAGCCAGCCAGCACCCUGCGUGCUUGUAUUCUAUACACAUCAUCGACCCCAUCUUGCACACCGUGAUCUUGAUUUUUUCACUAAGGCUCGUUCUCAAGGCUGGAUCUGUGAAGAAAUCGUGACUAGAAAAUUUCCUCCUAUGUUCCCGGACGAUCCCGGAGAUGAAGAAGUCCGAGCUACCGUCCACGGCUGGAGAUUGGUCCGUGGAACCUCAAAAGUAGAAACAGCCGCCGCAUAGAGGUGACCUGCGACGCCAUCCGGAUAAGAUGUGCUUUGUUUCACUACAUCCUCACGUCGAGGGGACAAUUUGGAAGAACGACGUAUAGUACUACAAUUUUUCGACAUCAUUAUCACAAUAAUUUUGGCGAAAACAUUGCCACGCUUCCAAAAACUCUAGCUAGUGGCAAUAUUCUCAAACCCAACGCUGCACGACUACGCUGUUAAUCAGUCCAGCAUCUUUGAUCGAUUGACUAUCGUUAUCUAGUACACGAUUCGGGAAUGUUGUCCCGAUCGUGUAGGGACGCGAAGU
Molecule: messenger RNA, 1361 nt
Organism: Pisolithus orientalis
Lineage: Eukaryota; Fungi; Basidiomycota; Agaricomycetes; Boletales; Pisolithaceae
Product: putative methyltransferase-domain-containing protein
Exons: 7
Coding region: 219-1070 (283 amino acids)
Biological process (GO): peptidyl-lysine dimethylation
Molecular function (GO): protein-lysine N-methyltransferase activity
Source: RefSeq, a predicted model, not a curated record